GCGAGCGAGAGAGGGAGAGAUGUGGGCAAGCACUGAGAGUUCAUCCAAUACUACCGAGACGUUUCCAGCUGAGCGCACGGCCACGGCAAAGCGUCCAUCCCGGCUCCGGCAAGUGAUGCUGCACCGAGCCGCACUUUGAUCCAACCGGCGGAAGAGAAGAGGAGGGAGGGGGGGGGCAAGCGAAAUCACCGCAUCCCUCUUUUUGGGGGUGCACAAGCUUGUAAAAUUAAUUAGCUGCAAGUUCUGCCAAGAGGUGUGUGUUUUUAGGCGCUUGGAUGGAAGUUUUUGACGCACGUUUUGGCGCACUCGGUGUUGACUGAAAUGUCACAUGUAGGGAUACAGUGUUAGGGUAAAAAAGACGCUUGGACAUAUGAAGAGGAAUUGUUUUUUUCAAACAAAGUUGCGUGCGUCUUUAUUUUCUUCAGCUUGUGUGGACAACCGCUCUUUUGCGCAUGGAUAAGUUUUUGUAGUGGAUAUUUUUGAUUGUAUUUCCAUCACAUUUUCCAAACGAGGAUUGCCCCCCCUCGUCUUAUACCCGCUUCAGCUCAAUAUAUGGCACUUGUUUUUUGAUUAUUUUUCGAAAAGCGGCGAUGUUUUUACGCGGAGGCAGCACUCACUGAUUUUUUUAGCCCAGUCCAGCAAAAAAGACAGAAUUGCUUCUGUGGAAGUGAAGCCCCCCAUCCACUCCUGAGUAUGAACUUAGCAAGUCAGACUUAUGUGCUGGUGGUCUUUCUCACCUCUGCGGCCUUCAUAUGCCGGGCCCAGGAGAGAGACUACACAGUGAAGGAGGAGCAGCCGGAGAAUGUCCGCAUCGGGAACCUGCGCAGGGACCUGGACCUAAAUCUGGACCCCAACACCCGGCUAUCCUCACCCUUGCAGUUCAAGCCUGUGUACAAGACAGGCGACGUGCCUUUGGUGAGGGUGGAGGCCAAUACCGGAGAGAUCUUUACCACCAAUCACCGCAUCGACAGGGAGAAGCUGUGCUCGGGGGUCUUUGCAGAGAAACGCUGCUACUACGAGAUCGAGGUGGCUGUGUUGCCUGAUGAGAUCUUCCGACUGGUCAAGAUCCGUUUCCUGAUUGAGGACGUCAAUGACAACGCGCCCCUUUUCCAAUCCACGGUCAUAAACAUCUCCAUCCCGGAGAACACGGCCAUCAACACCCGAUACCCGGUGCCCUCUGCCUUUGACCCUGAUGUCGGGAUCAAUGGGAUACAACAUUACGAGCUGGUCAAGAGUGUUGGAGAAUUUGGCUUAGACAUCAUUGAGACGCCCGAGGGUGACAAGUGGCCGCAGCUGAUCGUUCAGCAGAAUCUGGAUCGUGAGCAGAAGGACACCUUUGUCAUGAAGAUAAAAGUGGAGGAUGGUGGCAACCCUCCCAAGUCUAGCACUGCCAUCCUUCAAGUCACCAUCUCUGACGUCAAUGACAAUCGCCCCGUCUUCAAGAAUAGCGAACUGGAGGUCACGGUACCGGAGAACGCCCCCACAGGGACAUCGGUUGUUCAGCUUCACGCGACAGACGCAGACCUCGGAUCCAAUGCCCAGAUUCACUUCGCCUUCAGUAACCAGAUUUCUGCUUCGACUAAACGACACUUUUCCAUUGAUAGCACGACGGGAUUGAUCACUGUGAAGCAGCCACUGGACAGGGAGUUAACUCCUGUUCACAAACUCAUUGUUCUGGCCAGUGACGGCAGCUCGACACCCUCCAGAGCCACAGUGACUGUCAACGUUACCGAUGUUAAUGACAAUGUUCCCUCCAUUGACACUCGCUACAUCAUCAACCUGGUGAACGGGACUGUUCUGUUGUCUGAGAAUGCCCCCCUCAAUACCAAAAUAGCCCUCAUCACAGUUACAGACAGAGAUGCAGAUCUCUACGGCAAAGUCACUUGCUACACUGACCAUGAUGUUCCAUUUCGGUUGAAGCCUGUCUUUAAUGAUCAGUUUUUACUGGAGACAGCUGCUCCACUCGAUUAUGAGAUGACUCGAGAAUAUGCAAUUAGGAUAGUGGCUUCGGAUAGGGGGACGCCUCCUUUGAACACUUCAGCUAUGGUUUUAAUUAAAAUCAAGGAUGAGAACGACAAUGCGCCCAUCUUCCCCCAGCCAGAAAUCCAACUUUCCAUACCAGAGAAUAAUGACCCGUCAUCACAGUUAAUAAAAAUCAGUGCCACUGAUGCAGACAGCGGACAUAAUGCUGAAAUUAUUUAUACCCUUGGCCCUGAUGCACCCGAUGGGUUUAACAUAGACAGACGGUCAGGAAUUCUUUCAGUUGGCAAAAGACUGGACAGAGAGAAGCAGGAAAGGUAUUCAUUCACUGUCAUAGGCAGGGACAAUGGUUCCUCGUCCCUGCAGAGCAAUGUCACAGUCAGGCUAAUCGUUCAGGACCUUAAUGACAACAGCCCGGCUUUCACACACCCUGAAUACAACUUCUAUGUGCCUGAAAAUCUUCCACUGUUUGGAACUGUGGGCUUAAUCACAGUGACGGACGCAGAUGCAGGAGAUAAUGCCAUUGUGACCCUCUCCAUUUUGAACGGGAAAGACCAUUUCAUCAUCGACCCUCAAACCGGUGUAAUCAAGCCCAAUAUCACCUUUGAUCGGGAGCAGCAGAGCUCCUACACAUUUAUGGUGAAAGCAGUGGAUGGAGGGGACCCCCCUAGCUCCUCCUACGCCAAGGUCACUAUAAAUGUGGUCGAUGUAAACGACAAUCGCCCUGUGUUCGUUGUUCCCUCGUCCAAUUACUCAUAUGACCUCGUGCGGACCACCACCACCCCCGGUGCUGUUGUUACAAGGGUGUUUGCUAUUGACAAUGACACAGGUAUGAAUGCUGAGCUACAGUAUAGCAUUACCAGCAGCAUCAUCAUCACAUCUAGGGUCUCCCCUCGAGGCCUUUUCUCAAUUGACAAAACAACAGGUAACAUAACACUGCAGGAGAAAAUAGUGGCGGCGGAUCAAGGGCUGCAUAGGCUGGUUGUCAAAGUCAGAGAUCUUGGCCAGCCUGAAUCAUUACAAGCAAUUGCACUUAUUCACUUAUUUGUCAAUGACACUGUGUCAAAUGCCACUUUUAUCCAAGAACAGCUGAGGAAAAGCAUGGAGACGCCACUGGACCGGAACAUAGGGGACAGUGAGGUAACACCUCAAGCUAACGGAUAUGUGAUUGUUGUCAUUGCGAUCAUAGCCGGGACCAUGACUGUCAUCUUGGUGAUAUUUGUGACUGCCUUGGUGCGCUGCCGACAGACUCCCAGACACAAAGUGGUACAGAAGAGCAAGCAGAGCGGCGAGUGGGUGUCGCCCAACCAAGAGAACCGUCAGAUCAAGAAGAAGAAGAAGAGAAAGAAGCGCUCCCCUAAGAGCCUCCUCCUGAACUUUGUGACCAUAGAUGAAUCUAAGCCUGACGACCCCACCCAUGAGCAUGUUAAUGGUACUCUGGAUCUCCCCGUGGAGCUAGAGGAGCAAACCAUGGGGAAGUACAACUGGGCCACCACGCCCACCACCUUCAAACCUGACAGCCCAGACUUAGCCAAGCAUUACAAGUCUGCAUCCCCUCAGCCUACAUUUCAAAUCAAACCGGAGACUCCGGUGGCCCCAAAGAAGCAUCACGUGAUCCAGGAGCUCCCUUUGGACAACACAUUUGUGGUGGGCUGCGACUCGCUUUCCAAGUGCUCAUCGACGAGCUCCGACCCGUACAGUGUCUCAGAGUGCGGCUGUCAGGGGGGAUUCAAGAGUCCGGGGCAAAUCACCACCCGACAGAAUGCGAGCCAGACGCCAGAGAAGUCUUUUAACUCCCCACCGCCCAUUUGUCCUCAUAAGGAGGCCUGUCAACUUGGGAAGAUAACCUCUGUGAAUACCCAGCGCCGUGUGACUUUCCAUCUUCCAGAUGGUUCCCAGGAGAGCUGCAGUGACAGCGGGCUGGGCGAUCCAGAGCCAAGCAGCACGGCCAGCACCUCCCAGACUCUCCCGCUCAGCUUCCCCCAGGAGGAGUACUAUGAGCAAACAUCACCUAACAGCCGCACCGAGGGAGAUGGGAACUCAGACCCCGAAUCCACCAUCGAGGUGAACCUCCAGAAAGCCUUGGCCGAGGCCUCAGAGACGUGCACCCAAGAGUGUUUGAUCCUGGGCCACUCCGACAGCUGCUGGAUGCCACCGGUGCUGGCCCAGUUCCAGAGUCCGGUCAGCGGAAGCCCCGCCUCCACCCCUACCUCCGCUGCCAUCUCCGGUACGCUCCCGUCCUUUGGCUUCCAGCAGAGCUGUGCUCGGGGAGCCAAGGCUAACAUGGGCAGCCUGGGCGUCAUGGAUGGCCGCCACACGCUGGGCAGGUCUGUGCCGAAAAAAGACGAGUUGGACAAAGGGCUGAACCGGCCGCAGUUCUACAACACCUUGGAUAGACACAGUAAUAAGAAGGAGGACACCGUCAAGGUCAUCCCCCUGGCCAGCUUCUCGUCCCCUGGAAAGCAGACGGCAACCGGCGGGGGCAGCAGCGCCUUCCUACACGAGCACCAGCUGUAAGAACAUUGGCCUGGCAUCCUGUACAUGUGACUCCAUCCAGCUUUUUUCAGUGACUUCAUUCUUAGAAUCUACGCCUACGUGGAAGUAUGCAUCAUUUGAAGAAGUAGGACCAGCUCGCCUUUACUAAUUAAGACUUCAUGAACAAACUGAUUUCAUCAUGAACACGAUACUUUUCCGAUGAGGUCCGUCAGAAGGCCUUUUAAAUGUGCAUCUAUCGUGUUGUAAUACUCAAGCUCGAUCUCAAGACUUUUUGGUGUCUCAUCUCAGAGACCAUUACACUUUUCCUCAAACUUAGAUUUAAGGGACUCAGGAUUUGUUCUGAAGACCACUCAAGACCAAAACUGCAUAACAGUACAACCAGAAUGCCCAGAAAUACCGUACUGACCUGAAUAUAAGAGAGUAUUUUUGAGAUAAAAAGUCUGAAAAAGGCAAACAAAUUGGCGGCAGGUGACUUCUCUACAAUCGAGGCACAGCUUUUCUUCCUGUCACUCACAGACACCUUGAAAAAGUUUUAUAUUCGGUUCAAUACGGUAAUUUAGUAAGCAUUUAGUAAUGAUGUUUGGUUUUGGGAAAUACCUUGUUUUAAAUCGUCCCUCGUUUAUCGAGGUUAACCUGUUCCAGACCCAAAGUGAAUUUCUGCAAAGUAGGAUUUAAAAUUAACUUCCUGUGCGCCUCUCUAUUAGGUCCCCUGGGGCAGUGCUUCCCAACUGGUCAGUCGUGACCCUAAAGUGCCGUUUUCAGUUGGUUGCGGGUCUUUGCCUGGGAGGAAAAAAAUGAUGUAAUGACUCGAUGUCUGUGAAUGCACCUCGUCUUCUUGUCUGUGCCGCCAUGAGGUGAUUGUCAUGUCAUGUUGGGUGACUUUGUCAAGCUUGUGCGGAAAGGAAAAGUGGGGGCUCCAGCACACAGCUGCAGAUAUCUGCUGGAGACACGCGACCCAUAAAGAGAGACAGCAUCUCACCGCUGUAGCUCGCGUUGUGUUGCGUGGGGGAAUUCUGCCCACAAUGUAGACUGCUCACAUUUGAAAGUUAGUGUCCGUCUAGGCAGCCGCGUCACCAUUGCGAACAGUUGCUUUGAAUAGACGCUACUUGAAAAGUUUGAGUUGAAAAAUUUCAGCAAUUUGGGUCGCCGCUUGUCAUUGAAGGGGGUCGGUGGGUCCCACAGCCAAACUAGUUGAAAAUCACAGCCCCAGGGAACACAUUUAUAGUAGCACACACGAGCAGGUGUCUUAUUUAUGUCUUAAAUGUCUUAUUUGCUGUUAUUAUGUCUACUAUAUUGGGUAAUACCAGGGUAAAAGUUACUGUAGGGGUGUUAUUUCAUGACUAGAGGACUGUAAUAAUGUUAACAAUUGCAUUCAGAAGGUUUUCUAUGUGCUAAGCAUGAAAAUGUUCCACUUAUAAAUAAGGAAUCCCACUUUGUGGAAAUUCACUGGAACAACGAAUAAAACAAGGGAUUGCUGUAAUCAUACAAACCUUGACUUGGUCUUGGUCUGGACUUGGUCUCAAAUCCUCAUGGUCCUGGUCUCGGCAUUUUGUGUGGUCUUGACUAAUAGAGAUUACAUCACAUCUACUGUCGCUGACUAUUUGGAUCAGCACCAAAUUGGACACCGGUAUAGAGUAGAUAUCCAACUUUGUGAAUUAAUGACAUUUUAGAUCCGUGGAUCCACGACAUAAUUCUUUGUUUUCUUUCUUGGCACCCCCCACAAAGUUUGGUGGAAACAUGUAAAGCAAUUUUCCUACUGACUAACAAAGAAAGCUAAAUAUUAACAUAACGUCCUUGGUGAAAAUGUAGUCAAUACCAAAGUAGUUUCAUCACAGAAAAUAAGAAGAGUGAUUUUUGCAAUGAGUGCAGUGAUGUGUUUCGUGAUAGAAUGGGACACUGUACUAUACUCCUCUUUGUGCCCAGCUUGGAGCAACUGCGCUCUAAAAGACCAUUUACUCAUGCAGAAACAAAUGCAAAUACAGUACGUUUGAGUGUGGCGUGAGCUAAUUUGGGCUAAAUGCUAAUUACGAGCCCUGGGUGGUGUUUCUAUUCGAGGCCUAGUGAAGUGUUGCUCUGUGUAACAUGCAGCACAAACUCCUUUGGUGGCGGGAGAUGUUGCUUUUGUCUUGGCUGAGUGUGUUUCAGAAGUCUAUUUUGGUCGGGGUGGAGGGGACUGUGGAAAGAUUUGGAAAAAAAAAAGAUUUGAAAAGCAUAACUAGGCCAACACUAGACAGCGCUGCUAAUUUUUGUGCAUUCUUCCCACCGAGGACCGCUAAAACUAGGAAGAAACACAAAUAAUAUAACACAAACACAUACCCGGGAUGUUUACCAUAUGGUGAAUACGCCAUCCCUGCCAGCUCCAUUAAGAAAGUGCUUCGCUGCUAAAAGUCGUCUUGUUAUCUCGCCUUGAAAGGUGCAGAUGGAUGCGCUUUGGAAAGGCAACUACCCCCACACUUCCUUUUGUUUCUGUUUCUCAUAUUUUGCUGCUCAGAUUGGUGCACAUAAUACCGAUCCAUGGAGCCAAUUAGGAACUUCUCUGUCUAAUUACUUUGAUGUGUGAUGUUGGUAGCGACCCUUAUUGCGGUUUAGAGGUCCAUAGAAUGGUUCUCGGGGCUGGCUGGGAACUUGCUUUGCACUUGCACCAGCAAUGACAAGGUGGUAAGACCUUGAAAAUAACAGCUUAAUAUGCUCCUGCUCUGCCUGCAUCCCAAUAGCUUGCCGCUAAUUACCAAUAUAUGUUUCCAUGCAGGGCUCUUUGAAGGCACAUGAUUAUUCAUUUAAGCUGAUGCUCACAGUAUCGCAGUGAAACAUUACAUUUUUGUCACGUGCAUUCAACUUCCAGGUUCUAACAAUUCUUCUUGGAGGAAGCAAUGUAAAAUGAUUUCAUUGAUUCUCGGCUCAAACGGCCACUAUCAUAAAACCUUUAUUAACGCUAAAGGCAGUGUUUAAAGUAACUUUUUUCAACUGUCGAAAGAGAAUUGAAUCACUAUAUAAUAAAACGAGUAAACCUUAAAUAAAGUCAAGCUAUGUGCCUUUGGAAGACGUCCACCAGAUGCAUACAGUCAUGUGAAAAACAUGACUAAAUAAAUUGGAUUGACUUGAAAUUUCUCACACAGCUGAAAAAAACACCCACUGUAACUUUAGGGUGUAAAAUACAACAACAGCAGAACUACAAUCCGUUCUAGAAAAUCUGACUCAAAUAGAAACAAGAGCUGGAAGGUGCUUGUCACUGCCGUUCUUCCAUACAGGAAAAGCCAGCAGAAAGUCAAAUGCAUUCAAAAUAUUUUUAUGCUUUGCUGAAUGAAUGAAUGAAUGAAUUUGCCUGCCAGGACGGAGGACUAUAUACCCAAGUUCACCAGGAGGUGAUCAGACCUUUACAACAAAGUAUCAGAACUUUUCCUGGAGAAGGAUAGGGUGCAUGUACUUCAUUUACAGAUAAAACGUAAGAACACAAACGUUUUCCAGUUAAUUAAAAAUGUAAAAAAUGGGACUAAGAAGUAUUUGAAAACAAUUUGAACAUUUUUUUUCAAACAAAAGUGAAUUAUUCUCCCCUUUUUCUUAUUAUCCUCUUAAUGAGCAACCUGUAUUUCCAUAAAAACAACCUCCAACAGAGUCAGUGCCUCAGCAGCCAUGAACCUCACUGCACGUCACUGCGCCAUAUUGUACAUUAACUGGGAAACCGAGGCAAUUUUUCUUUGCAAACUGUCAACGUAAACCAGGCUAAAUGGGGCGUACGCUAACCGAUAAUUGUCCGUGAGUCAUUUGUCUAAUGAUUACAAAACUUCAUAAAUAUACAGUCAUGGAAAAAAUGAUUAGCCCACCCUUGUUUCUUCAGUUUCAUGUUCAUUUUAAUGCCUGAUACAACUAAAGGUUCCUUUGUUUGGACAAAUAUAGCAAUGACAACAAACAUAGCUCAUAAGAGUUACAUGUUUUGGCAGCACAAUGCUAUAGCUAGUCAUGUAAGAACUUGAGUGAUUUUGGUUAUUAUCAAGAAAACCAUGGAAGUUGUUAGAUAUCAACUCUUAUAAGUUAUAUUUGUUAUCAUUAUAUUUGUCCAAACAAAUGUACCUUCAGUUGUACCAGGCAUUAAAAUGAAUCAAUAAACUGAAGAAACAAGGAGUGGUCUAAUCUUUUCAAGACUCAAUAUACUACAUGUAUGCUAGCAUGUCUUCCAAACUAUUUACAGCACAACCGAUAGGGGGCGCCACAGUCACAAGAGGAAAAUUAGAACACCCCGUGGGAGAGGGAACAGGAUGAUGUGUGCAAAUUGACACCAUCAGCAGACGAGCAGCAUAACAUAACAUUUCAUUGCUACGUACGGUUUAAAGAUGUAAAUUCCCAACAGGGCAUCUGCCUGCCAAAAUGAAAUGUGUUUUUUUUUUUUUUUUUUUUUUUUUUCCCAGAAAUACCGGUUGAAAACUUUUGUGGCACGUGACUUUGGAUGUUCCACGGUGUCAGACUUGGCAUCGCCACAAUGCAAAACGCUUCUCAGCAUGGUCAUAAACACUCGGAAUCACUUCCUGAUGAUGAUAACCGCUCCAGAGUAACUUUGUGCUGGAACAGAUUGGGUGCAGUAUAAUCUAUUGCAACGACAUUAAGUGGCUCUGCUUCCCGCUAACACCCAAGCCAGGUGUCUACAUCGCUGGGUUUAUGAUUCAUGCGAUUCAUUUCCUUGUACCAUCUUGCAAAUUGGGAACAGCCGUGCAUUUAUAAUGUCGCAUGGCCUUCGCAAGGGAAGGGGGGGCAAGGCAAAUUGUUUGCAUGCAAUCCGCUGCCGCUGCUGCUGCCGCUGCCGCUGCCGCUGCCACGGCCUAUUCCCUUACGUCCUCGGCCGUAAGGGAUUUUAUCCUUGUGAAGAGGAUUUAUCUGAGAUUUCUCAAAAGGAUCACCUAAUGUGGCACUAUGUUCGUGACAGGGGAAUGAGUCAGUUCACUCUGUAAUUAUGAAAACGUAUUCAAUUGGAAGAAAGUGCGUUGGUCAGUCCAUCUCUAAACACCACCAGGGAUGUGCUGCCUCUUUGACAAGUUUGUCUGAUUUCUUUUUUUUUUUAUCACUCUUUUUAUUACUUUUCAUCUCAUUUUUUGUCAUAAGAAACACAUGUACAACCAUGAUCAACAUCUUAAGACCAGUUGAAAAGUUGUAAAAAUGUACAUUUUGCACUGUUGGAUCUUACGGACGUUCUAAGUAAUCCUUCCAAAGAAUACAUGGGCGUGAGACAAAAAAAGAAUGAGUAAGCAUUUUAUUGCAAACUAGCAAUAAAGUGAAACAGGCUGUUCAUCAGCUGAUCAAAAGUUUAAGACCAUAGCUAAAAAAAACCAAAACCCCCCUAAAAUAGAAAUAAAAUGUUCAGUAUGUCAUGCCAUAAAUGUCAUGCCAGUAACGUUGGAAGCCAUCACGACCGUCAAGGUUACAUUUUUUUUCUUAUUGGAGAAUAAAACUUUCUUCCACCUUUCAAUGUCCCAUGUUUGGUGCUCUCCUGCAAAUUCCAAACUAGCAAUUUUCUGGCGUUGAAGAGACGAGGCCUUUGAAGAUGUUUUUUGUUGUUAAAAGCCUUCCCAUUAAGAUACCGUAUGACGGUUAUUGGACUGCUCUCGGCAUCAGUAGCAACCUUCAUUUGGGCCGAGAAUCGUCCCAUGUCUUCACUGACGGCAAUGGGAUCCUAGGGCUCAUUUUUUUGAAUGACUGUCUUAUUGCAUCCAACCUCAGCAGCAAUGUUACUCAACAAUCCCACCGUGUUCAAAGAGAGAAAGCUUUUUUGCCUUUGCUACCAAGAGAUCACGACAGUGCGAAUACCUGACAGAAAACGACAUUCAGCCCACAUUUUUGUGAAGGUUUUGGCUUUUAAAGCUUUUGCUCAGGUGAUGAGCAGCCUAUUUUUUGACUCGCUCCCAUUUCUUCUUUUUGCAUUUUGGAGUUCUACUUAGAACCUCCGUAAGAUCCAACCGUGCAAAAUGUAAAUUUUUGCCAUUUUUGCCAUUUUUCAACUAAUAUCUAACUAUCUAACUAACUAUCUGUAAAUGUUGUUUCCAUAUUCAAUCAAAAGGACCACACAUCAUUGGGAAUGACAUGCAGACAGUGAAAUUGCCCCGACAAACCCAAAAGAGCCAUUUCAGUCUCUGUUUACUGAUUGUCAGCCUACGGACAGCCAAGACAUUUAACAAACAUAAUGUUGCACAGUUAGGGUUCAGAAGAGGAAGGAGAUACAUUAUUGUUGUUGGACUGUCUGAAAGAUGUCACAGCUAAAUUGUGUCCUUCUUGCCACCAUGGAGGGAGAGAAUAUCCAUGGAUGAAAACACUGUCGUGAAAAAUGUUCUUGAAAUAAUUUGUCCAAUCACAUUUGUACAAUAUGCACCAUGUAUAAGUAUGAUAUCUCCAUGUGUUAUCCUGACUAUAUAAUAAUGUGCUGUCACGUUUCAGCGCUGAGUAAAUGCAUUAGUGGGAUGUCGCUCAGGAGCCUCAUUUGAGCUUAUUUUUUUGUACGUCAGUCCUGUUUUUUCUCAACAAAGAGCAGAUCUUCUGUAUGAAUGUACAUGUGUUGCUUGUUAAAAGUUUUCAUACGCCCCCCCCCACACACACAAACACACGCAAAUACAAAGUCGGGGAAAAGCUGUCAACAAUCACAGAAUUCUCACUGCAACAUUCUUCUGUCAAGAUUUUCACUGUAUUUUUGUUUCUUUUUUUUACAUCUCUCAUACAGUUAGAAAUAGCAAAGAUAGCCAGCGGAAAAGAUAAUUCUGCCUUUUGUUUUCAGACAAAACUCCAACUGCGUGUCACACGCUCAGCCUGUGACAUCAUUUGCAUGAACUGUUUGGACCCCCACAAGGCGUUUUUAGCUCUUGACUGUGUUUCUGAUGCACCCAUCAUUCCAUCCGCUGUCAGUAUUGACGUUUACUGCUGUACCUGUUUGUCUGUCUUAUAGAACUGAACCAGUGUUACACGCACUGAAACCUUGCAAUAUGUGCAUACCACUUUAGGGCCUCAAGUACAUGCAAAUAUCCACCCCUGUCAGGUGACACUGUACAUAGCAGUACCUCUAAGAAGUAGUGAUACGACUGGACACACACAGUAAAGUUACAGGCUCGACAAUGUAUUGUUGAAGAAGGAACACAUGAGAAAAGAUGAGAUGACAAUCUCUGUAAUGUAACAUAUGCAUAAUAUUAUCGACUUAUGUUUGAGUCAGAGUGUGUGUGUGUUUGUGGGCGAGUGUGUGUGUGUUUGCACGUGUGGGCAAACUUGUCUACAGUAGAUCCCCGCUUUUCACAGGAGUGACGUUCCUCGCCUACCAGCCAAUGGCGAAAAUCCGCUCCCACUUUAAAUGGCUACAUAAAAAUGGCUAAAUGAACUAAAAUACUAAUAUAAGGCAUUAAGACGAUGCAUUGAAAUUGUGAUAUGUGGUAUCUUACGCCGGUCACUAUGUGUCAGUAGGUGAAACAUACCGGCGCCAGACUUGAUCGCCAGAACAGCAGGCUUUUAUUGCAGGUUUUAAUUAUCUCACAACAGGCACAUUUAAAAUAACAUAGUAAUCAUAAUAAUAACACGGGCUACUGUUACGGCCGUAAUCCAGCUAAAACUCAACCCUGAACCCCAGACGUCACUUCCUGUCCACCUGUCCGGGACACAUUUAUGGCAACACACACAAGCACAAGUGUUAUUUAUGUCGAAAAUGGCUUAUUUUCUCUGAUUAUGUCUACUAUAUUGGGUAAUAUCAGUGUAAUGGUGACUAUAGGGGUGUUAUGUCAUGCCUAGAGGGAUCUAAUAAUGUUAAAAUCCAUAUUUACAAGGUCAGAAACAGGUUUUCUAUGCUCUAACUACCUAAAUAUUCUAUUUACUGUAUAAAGAAGGAAUCCUACUUUGCAGAAAGGGUAACCAAUUAACAGUAAUAAACGAGGGAUUACGGUACUAUAUUUACCACUAAUGAAUGAUAACAAUGAUCGAUAGAAUAGAUGCCGCGCUUACGUCUGUUGCAGGGCCUCCCCCAAGCAACUCUGCAGGCCGCUGGGUCGUCCCGGCUAGCUGUCGGAGAAGGCGUUCUUCCGAGCCGAAUCAAUAUUAUCCACACUGCUUGCCUGUUGUAAAUACAAUAACGCCUUAUGAUCAUAUCCUAACUUGUGUUGACCUCGCUGCAGGGUUUGAGGCCAGCUUGUUAAAGGUUUCACUUUUACGUCCAUGAUGUGUUCAAGGAAUGCCAUACAAAGUGAUGAAAAAAAAAAACAGCAUAAAAACAUACAUAUGCUGUACACUUUAACCUGGUUGGUCAAGUGUUUAUGAAUUAUUAGGGUGAAUGAGACGUUUUUCUGCUGGAAAAGAUAUUUUUGGAGAAAAAAAGAUUUAAAAAAAAUUUUGAACAAAAAUCUAGAAAUUUGCGGGGUCGUGAAUGGUGUAUCGUGAAUGUGCGGGGAUCCACCGUAUACCUUCUUGCCACAAUAUUGUAUGUAUACAAAUGUACCUUGUACAUACUGUAACCUAUAUCAGAAUAUGAUAAGUAUAUGCUUGUUAAUUAGUUAGCAGUGAGUGAAGUCAUGUUUGCUUUGAGAAGGCUUCAGUGCUUGCCAGCCAAUCUGUAUCGGUCCUUUAAAUCUAUACAGUCUGUGUUGUCAUGCCUUUGUAAGAUAUGCCAUUUAAAACUAUAUAAAAAAUGACCUUCCAUUAA
Dunckerocampus dactyliophorus (ringed pipefish) is the source of this 13126-nucleotide messenger RNA. RefSeq names its product protocadherin 11 (gene pcdh11). Lineage: Eukaryota; Metazoa; Chordata; Actinopteri; Syngnathiformes; Syngnathidae. The record is from RefSeq and is a predicted model, not a curated record. Gene Ontology annotation, cellular component: plasma membrane. Gene Ontology annotation, biological process: homophilic cell-cell adhesion. The coding region runs from base 694 to 4497 and encodes 1267 amino acids. The transcript is spliced from 7 exons. Gene Ontology annotation, molecular function: calcium ion binding.